This is a messenger RNA of Dibothriocephalus latus, 963 nucleotides long. The record is from the annotation of a GenBank genome assembly. NCBI's taxonomy places the organism in Eukaryota, Metazoa, Platyhelminthes, Cestoda, Diphyllobothriidea, Diphyllobothriidae.
AUGAAAUCUAACAUUACUAUGAAUAGUGACACCGCAAUAGUGGAUCGGAUCGGUUUAGGCCCUGACUUAUGUCUGGUUUACUCAAACAUUAACCGUGAAAUUCGUCUUCGUAGGGGCACUACGCGUUUGUCUAUAGGAGCACACGAAGUGACUCCUCCACUUGUUCAAUUAUACGAGGAUGAGAACGCCUUCAUUAGAUGUUGCCCUACCCUGGAUGUAAUCCGCGCUGAUAAUAAGCUGACUGAUCUGAAUAUUCAAUUAAAAGACAAGGAGAAAUUGCAUGUGCAUAGAUUAAUCUUGGCUGCACGGAUACCCUCCAUGUAUGAAGAACUGAAGGAGCCUCCAACAAGGCGUAACUCAGUUCUUCACUGGCCGUCAUUUUCCCUAAUAUCUGCCUCUGCCUUCAUAACUUAUGUGUACACCGGCCAGCUGACGGUCAGCGAAGAAAAUGCCAUGGAACUGAUCCUUUUGGCAAGGGAGGUUUCCCUCUCAUGCGUGGAGACGUGGGCUGGAGGUUAUUUGGCUACCAGGGCCGCCAGUUUGCCCGCGUCUCUUCUGCUGUUUGGAGAAGCCAGUGAAGGCAAUCAUUGGUCAGUUGUCAGCUAUGACACCGAGACCGGCAGGGAGGAAGUUUUGGGACGAAUGAGAAAACGCUUUUAUGCAGCCUAUAUAACCCUGGGAGAGCACGUCUUCUCAAUUGGCGGCUGGGUAGAUGGACAAGGUGCAUCCUCGCGUGUGGAUGUAUUUGAUACAAGGGAGCGUCGCUGGAAGCUGCAAGCGCCGCUCAUCAUUCGUCGUCAACAGCACGCAGCAACCCUCGUCAACGUUGGCGAUUCAGCCAAGGGCGACAACGAGGCGCUGAUUUUUGUUUGUGGCGGGGGCUAUAAUCAACCAGCUGAUUGUGGUGGCGGCUGGCAGCUUCUGCGUGCUUGUGAAAUUUUUGAUCCUCAACAGUGUAGGUGA